AUUGAUAACAGGUUUUGGAGGACUACGAUCUGAUAGGAAUAAUGCUACUCAAGGACAUAUUUUCUUCGUUGCUAUGGUUUUCCUUUCAAAAAAUGAUUACUGAACCUUUUUAUCCUUUCGGAAAAUAUGAAUUUGUAUUAAUUAAUUUAUUGCACAAUUUCCUGAUCAAUUUGGAUUAAUAAUUUAAAAGCACAUACACGUUUUGCACCAUGUCUGCCAAAUUAGGAAUCGUAGACUACAUAGUAGUUGCCAUCAUGCUGGCUGUUUGUGCAUUGAUCGGCGUGUACUUUCGAUGUACUGGUGGACGCCAGAAGACGACAAAUGAAUUCCUAAUGGGCAACAGACGAAUGCAGAUCACACCUGUCGCCAUAUCCUUAAUUGCCAUGAGCUUAUCAUCCAUUUCAGUACUAGGCAUUCCAGCAGAAACGUACCUUUAUGGGACUCAAAUAUUUCUCGCCGCAGCUGGCAUUCCGAUUGGUGGAUUAUUUGCAGCUUAUGGAUUAUUGCCUGUUUUCUACGACAUGAAAGUAUCAACAGUUUAUGAAUAUUUAGAAAAGAGAUUUGGGAAAACAAGUCGAACUAUUGUAGCGACUUUGUUUACUCUUCAAACGAUUUUGUAUAUGGGUGUUGUGCUUUAUGCUCCAGCAAUAGCACUGAAUGCUGUUACAGGUCUGUCAACGUGGGCUUCCAUUCUAACACUUGCAGCAGUUUGCAUGUUUUAUAGUUCUCAGGGAGGAUUGAAAGCGGUACUUUGGACAGUUGUAUUUCAAUCUGCUCUUAUGUAUUUAUGUAUGAUUGCUGUUAUCGUGAAAAUAUGUUUGAUGUUAGGAUUCACUGAGAUCGUUGAGAUUGCUGAUAAGGGUGGACGAUUCAUUUUCGAUGAAUUUUCGGGAGAUCUGACAAUACGCUAUAGCUUUUGGAACAGCCUCAUCAAUGGAAUCUUUUUCUAUACAUACUUAUACGGAGUAAAUCAGGCACAAGUGCAAAGAUAUUUGAGCUUGGGAAAUCUGAAAAAGGCACAGAAAGCUUUGAUGUGGAGUUUUCCCCUGCUGUUAUUAUUCAAUCUCAUAAUCUUCUGGGAUGGAAUCUCCCUCUAUGCCUUGUUUCAUGAUUGCGAUCCUAUGAAAGAUGAAAAUGUGAAACUAAGUUCCGCUGAUCAAUUGAUGCCUUAUGGGAUUUUGAAAAUAUAUGGUGACAUACCAGGUCUUACUGGAUUGUGCAUUGCUGGGGUUUUCAGUGCAUCACUAGGAACUCUAUCCUCUGCUGUCAAUGCAUUGGCUAACAUCACUAUCGAAGACUUCAUAAAACCCUUCUGCCAUUGCAAAAAAGUAAAUGAUACUUGGAUGGCUUUCAUUGCAAAGCUUCUCGCUAUAGGAUACAUUUGCCUUAUUUUAUUAAUGGCACUGGUAACGUCCAGUUUCCGAGCCGUUCUAGAAGCAUCGAACGUUGUGUUGGGUAUGACAGCAGGACCGAUCCUCGGAAUGUAUAUUCUUGGAAUGUUCACUACAAAAGCAAAUGAACCGGGCACUCUGAUUGGUCUUCUGUCCGGUGUGUUGUGGUUUGCAUGGGCCGGAUUUGGUUCUUACAUUACGAAGCCUAAAGUUCCAACUUUGUCUCGGGAUAUCAGUGGCUGUUACGCUAACUCAACUUGGGGAGUUUUCAAUGCUACGACGUCAACUCCUUUUACUGAAGAAGUCACAGAAAUACUGAAAUUUACAGAAAGAAAAGAAAACGAUAUAUUCUAUCUUUACACUUGGUCUUAUAUGUGGUUGCUUUGUAUUGCCUUAGCCAUAACAAUAGUUGUCGGCUAUGUUGCUAGUUAUGUUCUAAGUUUUUGCAUCGAUCCUGCUAAUGUGAAAUCAGAAUAUCUGAGUCCUUUCGUCAGAAAAUUAUAUUUUAGCCCAACAUAUACAGCAGUGAGAACAAAAGCUAGCGAUAUUGAAAUGGAAAUGAAUGCAAGAUAACGGAAGCAAGAUAAAUUCUGUGAUCUGAUAUAGAAGAAAUGUUCCUUCACCGACUUUUAUUUAAAGAUAUUAAUUUUUUUUAUAAUGAAUCAUAUUGUUUACUUUAUUUAAAGCACCCGAAAAAGUUUUUCAAAUAGCAAUUUCCAUUACAAACGUAAUUGCUUGGAUUCAUUAAUUUGUAAAGCUUGUAAUCUGUAUUUUAAAAGAUCUUUUUAAACAAAAUUAAGGCAUUGUUACUUUCAUUUUGAGAAAUCAAUAUAUAUAUGUAUAGUUAUUCAAAAAGGGGUUAAAACUAGGCUCUCACGAUAAGUUGAGAAUCUAGCUUUAAAUUCUUGAGAUUCAGGUCAAAGAGUUUAGUCCGCUCUUUGCAGUAAAGAUUUAUGAAAUGAAUCUUUAUUAUAAAGAUCUUACUAAGUGCAGUGUCUUAGCCAGAUGGAUUUUACAAAUGAAAUUUGACUUUGUGUUCAGAAGACGUUCAUUUUAUAGCAGAAGUGAUGAAGAUCUCAGGGAAUAAUUAACUGAAAUUCACUGUUAGAAAGAAUUAACAAGUGGACUUCAUAUGUCCGCCCUUUCAAUAUAAUUUAAUAAACACAUCACUGCUCUCUUAGUAAAAGAAUUAAAAAAAAGCAUUUUUAAUGUUUAAUAUUGUCAGUAAUUAUUUUAGUUUUGGUUAUGAAAUAAGCGACCGAUUAUCUUAUUGAUAACAUACAUAAACUUGUUACUUCAUUUAUACUUUUGUAAUAGUGUAUAACAUUUUCACUUUUUAUUAAAAAUGUUAUUCAUCUUAUUUAUAAAGAAUGUUUUAUUAUAAUAUAGGUUAAUCACUUAUUUUUGGCAAAAAUAUAUCAAGAACAAUAUACAUGUUUAUGUGGUUAUAUUUUUAUAUAUUAAUAUUUUUGCAUAUGGUUUUAAUAUCCGGUUUCAAAAUAUCGCAUUAAGGGUUCUUGGCAGAAAUUUAGAUCUUUUAUUAAGUAUUGUUUCAUUAUUUACAGUAAGUUCAUUAUUCUCAACGAAGUUUUCUCUAAUUUUAUUAUGUAUUUUAUUAGCUCAUCUGAUACAUAUAAUUGAAACAUUAACUGAACGUACAACAUCGACCUACUUUAAAAUUCCAUUUUGGCAAAAAAAUCCCAAUUUUUUAAAUUUUUUUAUAUUAAAGUUUUUUGUUUCACCUUCUAAAAUUCUUUAUUUUAUAUGAAUGAUAAUUAGAAAUAAAAUUAAAGACAUUUUAAUAAAGCCUGUAGGCUGAAAAUGGAACUUUAAAUAAUAAUCUAAGUAAACAUUGCUCAUUUUUUUAGAUUAUUAAUUUUUUUUAAUUUUAUUUCUUUUACUGUAAACUAGAUAUUAUUUUAGACUAUUUUCAACAUAAUUUUUAUUUUUAUUUUUGGAGGAAUUAUUGCAUAUUUAGAGAAUUCUGAAUCGUGUAAAUACCUUGAUAUUUCAUUGAUGCUGCAAUUUCUGGCAAUAAAUGCUUGAAAAGGCACAAAAUGUUAUGAUUUAAUUUGCAAAGCAUUUGAGUUAUUUCUAAACUUCUGCUUUAGUCCUUAGUCAAUUCAAUGAUGAUUAUAUAAACUGAAGGAUAUAUAAUUUCGAUAAUUUUUUUUGAAGGCAAGUAUGUGAAAAACAAUCAAAUUGAGGAUAAAAAAUUCUUAGUUUUCUUUAAAAAUUAAAUAAAUAAUUACAUUUUAAAUUACAGUUUUAUGAUUUAUUAAUUUUGCAUAUCAUUUAAAAAUAAGAAAAUAUUGUUUCAAAUAUCAUUUUUCUUUUUCUAAAAUCGCCCAAACUUAGACGAAGGCCCUCAAAUACAAAUCCAUAACUAUCUGUUUUUCUUGACAAAAUAAGAUUGUUUUAAGCUGUUAAGUAAUUUUAAUCUUACCACAAUGAUACAUAAAGCUCCCUCAGUCUGUAUUUCAAAAUUAAUAUUGCCGAUGACUUUGGUAUAUAACCAUACAAACAGUUCAACAAUUGAUUAACAAAAUGUGUGCAGAUAAAAUUAUGUUAAAUACAUACACAUCAUCAAGAGUUUUCUUAUAUAGAGAGAGAUGUGAACAAGUAAACGCAUCAAAUUUUGAAAAUGCAAAUCAAAAAUAUAAUUUGUUUAAU
Molecule: messenger RNA, 4064 nt
Organism: Argiope bruennichi
Lineage: Eukaryota; Metazoa; Arthropoda; Arachnida; Araneae; Araneidae
Product: putative sodium-dependent multivitamin transporter
Exons: 13
Coding region: 210-1964 (584 amino acids)
Biological process (GO): sodium ion transport; transmembrane transport
Cellular component (GO): membrane
Molecular function (GO): symporter activity
Source: RefSeq, a predicted model, not a curated record